AUGACUGAAAGAGGAUUAUGUUCAAUCAAUGUUAAAUUUGCGGCCAAGAAGAAUAAGGAAUUUGGAUUCUUUGAAAUGAUGAUUUCAAUAUUUGGGCAACCAUCCUGUAAAUUUAAAAGUGGUGACGAUACAUUUGGUGUAAUUCCAAUAGAAAAAGAAACUUUAAAUGAUUCUGAAAUAGAACCCGAAAAGAAAUUUGCCGAAUCAGUAAACCAAGAACUCAAAUUUUUAGAACAAUAUUCAAAUAAAGAAAAAUACCCACAUUUAAAUAUUAUUCAAUAUGUUGAAGAUUUUAUCACCAAAAAACCAAAUAAAGACUAUUACCAUUUAAAUAUCAUCACUGAAUUUUAUGAAAAUGGAGAUUUGUCAAAUUUCAAAGGAUUUUCUUUUUAUAAUAUUGUUUAUUUAUUGGUUAAGAUUCUAAUAAUUUUAGACCAGUUUAAAGACGAUGAGUUUGUUCAUAGAGAUAUUAAACCAGAAAAUAUAUUUUAUAGAACACUUAUUGGCCCCAAUAAAGUUACAGGAGAUCAGGAAUAUGAGUUUUAUUUAGGUGAUUUGGGAUCCUCAAGAAUUAUUUUGGAACUAACUCAAGAUGGCCGUUAUACUCAAGCAGGAACUAAUAAAUUUAUAGCACCUGAAGUAAUCGAGGGAUAUUAUAACUCCAAUGUAGAUGUUUACAGUUUAGGUGUUACUUUAUUAAAUCUUUAUGAAAAUACAUGUACACCUGAAUAUAAUUUAGUUUUUAUUGAAAUAUUUCAAAAAAUGGCCAAUGAAGACAAAAAAAAAAGACCACAACCAUCCCAAAUAUUAGAAUUCAUUUGUAAACACUUUGAAUUUUUAGGAUUAUCAUCUGGGGAUCUCAUUCAUAGAAAUCUAAAAGAAUCAUUAUAUUUUGUUAAUCAAAAAUACAAUUUUUUUAAAAAAAGUAUAAGUCCAAUAGAAAUCGCUUUUAAUUUUAACAAUCAAUCAUUAAAUUUUUAUAAUAAAACUAUCUUUUUAAAUAAAGAUAAUAAUAAUAAUAAUGAUAAUAAUAAUAACAAUAAUAUUUAUAAUAAUAAUAAUAACAAUGGUUUUGAUAUUACCAAAGAUUAUAAAUGUAUUAGUUGCCAUGCAAGAUAUACUAAAAAGGAAUAUUAUAUCAUAAUUGAUGGAAAGUAUUUUAGUUUGUUUUCUUUUAAAAACUGUUUACAUCCAGAUAUGAAAGAUUAUUUCGAUCUAAUGUUUUCUGAAGAAAUGUUUUCAUUUUAUUUUAUGGAAUGUUCAAAAGUUUUUCCAUUUAGUUUAGAACCAACUACAAUUACACUUAAGGAUGUCAGUGCAACUGAAGAUGGAAAGAAUUAUUAUUUAAUAGUUAACCCAACUGAAAACAAUUUAAAACAAAUAUCAAUUCAAAAUCCAAAUGCCAUAACAAAGAAAAUUCAACUAAUAUUAUUAUUUAAAUUAAUUUUAUUAUUUUUUCAAAUUUUCGAAAAAGGAGAUUUAAAAAUGUUGAAUUCAUAUUUUGAUAAUUUUAGUGGCUUACAAGUAUUUUUAACAAACAAAAAUGAACCAUCCAAAGAUGAAGAAAAUCAAGAACCAUUCAAUGAUGUUAAGUUUUCAAUACUCUCUACUAUUUUUAAUCUAACAGAGAAACUACCUAACUUCAUAGAAAAUGUCUUCAAAGUCUAUAAUAUAGAAACCAAAGAUCCAGUCAUUGAUAAGAUUUAUGACUAUUUUAGGACAACCUUCGAAAAGGCAGAAACACCAGUUUAUUUUCAUUAUAAAUAUAUUUAUCAAAUUUUAGAAAAUGAAAAAGAAAGAUUAAUUAAUGAAAAUAAAUACUUAAUGGAAUAUUAUGAUAAGUUAGAUACAAGCUAUAACAAUAUUUUAAAGAAAACUUCUAUUCCUGAAGCUUUUGUUAUUAUUAAACAAGUUAUACCAUUUCUUGCAAAAAUCCCAAAAAAUUUACCAAUUUUCAUAGUUUAUUUUGAAGGAGAGGUUUUUGGUGCAUUUUCAGGAAAAAAUUUUGGUGUAAAUCCUAUUUUUGUUGACUGUAUAAACUCUGUUUUAGAAAAAAUUCAAUUUGAACCUUUAUUAAAACCCUCAAAAAAAAUCAACUCUGAUCUUUUAUUAUACGAUUUACCAACCAAAUUAAAAGAAUGCAUUGAUCAAUAUUCAGAUUGGGAGAAAAAAAGAUCAAUGUUUACUGAUGAGGAAAAGAAUAAUUAUUUUAUGACACUAACCAAUAAACAUUUAAACAAUGUAAUCCAAUUAAAAUCAAAUAAAGACUAUCAAUUCAUAUAUGGUUUUGAAACGAUCAUUGUUGGUGAAGAAAUAUUUUAUAUUUUCGAUUAUUUAUCAAAAAGUCCAUUUAAUUUAAUUGGUUCAAUUUAUGAUAUUGCUUUAUACGUUUAUGGUCAAGAAGAUAGCUGUCAACAACUCUUAAAUUUAAAUUUCUUUAAACAUUUAAAUUACUUAUUUUGUUAUAGUGUAAAGGUUGUCAAAGGUCAUUCAAAAAUUGAAUAUUCCCCAUUAAAUGGUUUAUAUUAUUUAAACAGGUUAUCAACCAACAACAACAAUGAUGAUAAUAAUAAAGAUAACCUCACCAACUACUCAAAAAUUACGAUUGGCUCUAUUAAAUAUAAUAUUUUAGAAAUUUUAAAUUUAAACCAUCACAAAGAUAAUGAUUUACAUUAUGAUUAUAAAACAAUGAUUUUAUUAUUAGAAACUACCAAUACAAACGAAAAAAUUUAUUGUAUUCGAAAACAAAAGAAGGAUGUUUUGACUGAAGAUAUAAUAGAUGAAGUUAAAUUUGAAGAAAUUGAUAAUAAUAAGUUUAAAGAAUUUAAUGAUCAAAUCAUUGUUCCAUGCUAUAUUGUUCAAGAUAUUAAUACAUCGUAUUAUUUCUUUAAAUCUGAAUUAAAAAUCAAAUCAAUAGAAGACAUAAUUGAAAAAGAUUACAAUGAUAUCAGCAUAAUAAGAUCAUUAUUAUAUUAUUUCGAAUAUUUUUUAUCAAACCCAUCAAACUCAAGUCAAGUGAUUUUAAUUAAAUCAAAAUCAGUUUUAGAUCAACAAACAGAAGAUUUUUUAAUUUAUUUCGAUGUUUCAUAUUUUAUAAAAAGAGUCUAUGGUUUUUAUAUUGAAAGUAGUAAUUGGGAUAAAUAUAUUAGCACAAUUUAUUCAGGUAAAUCACUUUAUUCAAACUAUUUCAUGACCAAUAAAAAUAAAAUAUUAAAUGAUAAAACUAGUUUAGAAAUUAUUGAAAGAAAUAACGACAAAAUAGAUUAUAUUAUUGGUUAUGACAAAAUAUUUAAUAUUGAAGAAAUUAAAAAAAUUAAAGAAAAUGUUCAUUUAGUCAAAAUAAAUAAUAAGUUUUAUAUUCAAAAAAUUACGGGUUCAAUUAGAGAAACCAAAGAAAUGUAUUUAACAGGUGAAAAUUGGGAUUUUAUCCAACCAAUUUCUAAAUAUAAAAAUAAUUUUUUUAAUGUUAAAGAAAAAGAAAGUUUAUCAGAACAAUUCUCAAAUUUUGAAAUCGAUAUUUUAAAACAUUUAUUUAAUUCAGAGUUUUUAAUAUUAAACAUGAUAAAAGGGAUGGAAAGAGUUGUUCAAAUAUACGACUAUUAUUUAGAUGAUGGUUUAAUUUACAUUUUAAUAGAAAACUGUGAAAAUACAACCAAUCUCUCUGAAUUUAAAAUAAAAGAUCCAUCACAAAUUACUCAAAUAUUAAAACAAAUGGUUAAUAUUUUAGAAAAAUUAAAAGAACAUGAUAUUUAUCAUUGCGAUAUUAAAAAUGAAAAUAUUUUAAUUCAAGAGAAUAAUGGUGAAAUACAAUGUAUUUUAGCUGAUUUUGGUACUUCAGGAAUUGGUUCAGAGUUAAAGAAAGACGAAAAGAAAUAUUACUCAAGAAGUGGUAGCAGAAAUUACCAACCAAUUGAAAUUUAUAUCAAAAAAUACAGAAGCAAAAACCCAAUUGAAUCACUUGAAAAUAAAUAUGAUAUCUUUAGUUUAGGCUGUGUUAUCAAAUCCUUAUUUAAUGAUAACAAAUUAAAAGCAGGCGAAGAAAUUAAUACAAUUAUUGAAAAAAUGACCAAAUUAUAUUUUUCAAUCAACAACAAUGAUAAUAAUAAUAACAAUGAUAAUGAUAAUCUCACCAACUACUCAAAAAUAACGAUUGGUUCUAUUAAAUAUAAUAUUUUAGAAAUUUUAAUUUUAAACCUUCACAAAGACAAUGAUUUAUUUUUUGAUUAUAAAACAAUGAUUUUAUUGUUAGAAACUACCGAUACAAAUGAAAAAAUUUAUUGUAUUCGAAAACAAAAGAAGGGGUUUAAAAAAGUAGAUGAAGUAAAAUUUGAAGAAAUUGAUAAUAAUAAGUUUAAAGAAUUUAAUGAUCAAAUCAUUGUCCCAUGCUAUAUUGUUCAAGAUAUUUAUACAUCUUAUUAUUUCUUUAAAUCUGAAUUAAAAAUCAAAUCAAUAGAAGAUAUAAUUGAAAAAGAUUACAAUGAUAUCAGCAUAAUAAGAUCAUUAUUACAUUAUUUCGAAUAUUUUGUAUCAAACCCAUCAAACUCAAAUCAAGUGAUUUUAAUUAAAUCAAAAUCAGUUUUUGAUCAAGAAACAGAAGAUUUUUUAAUUAAUUUCGAUGUUUCAUAUUUUAUAAAAAGAGUCUAUGGUAUUUAUAUUGAAAGUAGUAAUUGGGAUAAAUAUAUUAGCAAAAUUUAUUCAGGUAAAUCACUUUAUUCAAACUAUUUCAUAACCAAUAAAAAUAAAAUAUUAAAUGAUAUAACCAGUUUAGAAAUUAUUCAAAGAAAUAACGACAAAAUAGAUGUUAUUAUUGGUUAUGAUAAAAUAUUUAAUAUUGAAGAAAUCAAAAAAAUUAAAGAAUUUGUUCAUUUAGUCAAAAUAAAUGAUAAGUUUUAUAUUCGAAAAAUUACAGGUUCAAUUAAAGAAAUAAAAGAAAAUAGUUCAUUAGGUGGAAAUUGGGCAUUAAACGAACCAUCAGAUAAAUAUAAAAUAAAUUCACUCAGCACUGACUUAAAAAGAUUUAUGUCAGCACUAAAACCAAUUUUUGAAAUCAAUAUUUUAUUACAACAAUUUAAUUCAGAGCUUUUAAUAUUAAAUAUGUUAAAAGGGGUGGAAGGAGUUGUUCAAAUAUACGACUAUUAUUUAGGGGAUGGUUUUUAUUACAUUUUAAUAGAAUACUGCGAAAAUACAACAAAUCUCUCAGAAUUUAAAAUAAAAGAUCCAUCACAAAUUACUCAAAUAUUAAAAAAAAUGGUUAAUAUUUUAGAAAAAUUAGAAAAGCUUGAUAUUUAUCAUCGUGAUAUUAAAAAUGAAAAUAUUUUAAUUCAAGAGAAUAAUGGUGAAAUACAAUGUAUUUUAGCUGAUUUUGGUACUUCAGGAAUUGGUUCGGUGUUAAUGAAAGACGAAAAGCAAUAUUACUCAAGAAGGGGUAGCAGAAAUUACCAACCAAUUGAAAUUUAUAUCAAAAAAUUCAGAAGCAAAAACCCAAUUGAAUCACUUGAAAAUAAAUAUGAUAUCUUUAGUUUAGGUUGUGUUAUCAAAUCCUUAUUUAAUGAUAACAAAUUAAAAGCAGGUGAAGAAAUCAAUACAAUUAUUAAAAAAAUGACCCAAUUACAUGUAUGA
This is a messenger RNA of Dictyostelium purpureum, 5619 nucleotides long. RefSeq lists its product as uncharacterized. Lineage: Eukaryota; Evosea; Eumycetozoa; Dictyosteliales; Dictyosteliaceae. Gene Ontology annotation, biological process: protein phosphorylation. The transcript is spliced from 19 exons. The coding region runs from base 1 to 5619 and encodes 1872 amino acids. Gene Ontology annotation, molecular function: protein serine/threonine kinase activity; ATP binding. The record is from RefSeq and is a predicted model, not a curated record.